Messenger RNA from Metarhizium album ARSEF 1941, 738 nucleotides. Its product is annotated as 5-formyltetrahydrofolate cyclo-ligase. NCBI's taxonomy places the organism in Eukaryota, Fungi, Ascomycota, Sordariomycetes, Hypocreales, Clavicipitaceae. The transcript is spliced from 2 exons. The coding region runs from base 1 to 738 and encodes 245 amino acids. Gene Ontology annotation, molecular function: 5-formyltetrahydrofolate cyclo-ligase activity. Gene Ontology annotation, biological process: tetrahydrofolate interconversion; folic acid-containing compound biosynthetic process. Gene Ontology annotation, cellular component: mitochondrion. The record is from RefSeq and is a predicted model, not a curated record.
AUGACUUUGCCUCUUUCCGCGGCCAAGCAGCAGCUGCGGAGUCUGAUGAAGCAGAGACUCGCCGCCGUGCCUGCCGACUCAAUCACCGCUCAGAGCCGCAGGAUAUUCGAGUCAUUAAAAGAUUUUCGGCCAUACCUCGAGGCCAAAAGAAUCAGCAUAUAUCUGUCUAUGCCCUCGGGCGAGGUUCAAACCGAUGCAAUCGUACGACAUGCCCUUGAGGCAGGGAAGCAAGUCUUCGUCCCCUACCUCCCCAGGUCUUCGCUGGACACCCCAGGCACGCCAGCUCGUGUCAUGGAUAUGGUCCAUCUCAGGGAUAUCCAAGACUAUGAGGGUUUACAUCGUGACCAUUGGGGUAUUCCCAGUAUAGAUCCGGCCACUGUCCAUGAGCGUCAGCGCAUUCUAGGCGGGCCGGAUGCGCAAAGGUCAGACCAAGCUGGCUUGGACUUGAUGUUGCUCCCGGGUGUGGCAUUCGACUUUGACGAGUCUGGUGCAGUGCGGCGGCUCGGCCACGGCAAAGGAUUCUACGAUUUCUUCAUGAACAGAUACUUGGCAAAAACAGCCUCUCCUGCCAAUGAGGCAAAGGUUGUUUUAUUUUAUGGCUUAGCACUAACAGAGCAAUUACUGUCGGAUUCAUCCGGGGAACACAUUCCUAUGGGUCCGUAUGAUAGGCGGCUACAUGGCCUUGUGUUGGGCAGUGGGCAAAUUCAGGAGACGUCGGGGAGCAUGACACCAUAUUGA